GUAGGCUCUCGUUCGGGCAAAGCAACUACCCCAGCAAUAAUAAUAGAUUAAUAGCUAGUUAGAUACUACGAUACAAUCGAAGCGAGCACCAUCUACCAAACUUCCCUCUCCUUCCGUCUCAUCUCCCCCGUUCAGCCUCUCAAGUUUGUCUUUCAGAUUUAGAUUUAAAGAGAUUAAGCGGAGCAAUGGCGAGGAAGAAGAUCAGAGAGUAUGAUUCCAAGAGACUUCUCAAGGAGCACUUGAAGAGACUUGCUGGGAUCCAGCUCGAGAUCUGCUCUGCUCAGGUAACGGAAUCCACAGAUUUCACCGAGUUAACAAACAAAGAACCAUGGCUUUCGUCUACAAGAUUGGUUGUCAAGCCCGACAUGUUGUUUGGGAAGCGUGGGAAGAGUGGCUUGGUUGCUCUGAAUUUGGAUCUGGCUCAAGUUGCAACCUUCGUGAAAGAACGUCUUGGUGUUGAGGUUGAGAUGGGUGGGUGCAAGGCACCUAUUACCACUUUCAUUGUUGAACCAUUUGUUCCCCAUCACCAAGAGUACUACCUUUCUAUUGUUUCUGAGAGGCUUGGUUCCACCAUUAGCUUCUCCGAGUGUGGGGGUAUUGAGAUUGAAGAAAAUUGGGACAAGGUUAAGACCAUAUUUCUCCCUACAGAGAAGCCUAUGACAUCAGAGGCAUGUGCUCCACUGAUUGCUACACUUCCUUUGGAGGUUCGAGACAAAAUUGGAGAGUUCAUAAAAGGUGUAUUUGCUGUCUUUCAGGAUCUGGACUUCAGUUUUUUAGAGAUGAAUCCAUUUACAUUGGUGAAUGGAGAGCCAUACCCAUUGGAUAUGAGGGGAGAAUUGGAUGACACAGCUGCCUUCAAGAAUUUUAAGAAGUGGGGCCACAUUGAGUUCCCACUGCCUUUUGGCAGAGUACUGAGUCCUACAGAAAGCUUUGUCCAUGCAUUGGAUGAAAAGACAAGCGCGUCCUUGAAGUUCACUGUUUUGAACCCUAAAGGACGAAUCUGGACAAUGGUAGCAGGUGGCGGUGCAAGUGUUAUAUAUGCUGAUACUGUUGGAGAUUUAGGUUAUGCUUCGGAGCUUGGAAACUAUGCUGAAUACAGUGGAGCUCCAAAUGAGGAGGAGGUGUUGCAGUAUGCCAGAGUUGUUAUUGAUUGUGCAACUGCAGACCCUGAUGGUCGUAAGAGAGCUCUUCUCAUUGGGGGUGGUAUAGCUAAUUUCACUGAUGUGGCUGCCACAUUUAAUGGCAUAAUUCGGGCCCUUCGGGAGAAGGAAUCUAAGCUGAAGGCAGCAAGAAUGCACAUUUAUGUUCGAAGAGGUGGUCCAAACUAUCAAACUGGUUUAGCAAAAAUGCGUGCCCUGGGAGAGGAGCUAGGUGUUCCCCUUGAGGUCUAUGGCCCUGAGGCUACAAUGACUGGAAUUUGCAAGCAAGCAAUUGAUUGCAUUAUGUCUGCGGCAUAAAAUCCUUAAAUUUUCUUUUUUCUCCUCUUCAAAGUUUUUACUUUCUUCUACUUCUUCUUGUGUUCUUAAUUUGAGUCCAAGAAAGUAAUUUAGCUUGAGGCAUUGCAUCUUAAAGAGGAUCCAUUGAAUUGCUGUAAAAUCAGGACAUUUAUUUUUUGGUCAUGAAACCAUUUACUGCAAUAAACCGACUAGAGUAUGGUUUUCUUUUCAUUAACUAAUGUAGUUAUAUCUCCCAAUUUGGUUUUGUC
Molecule: messenger RNA, 1705 nt
Organism: Nelumbo nucifera (sacred lotus)
Lineage: Eukaryota; Viridiplantae; Streptophyta; Magnoliopsida; Proteales; Nelumbonaceae
Product: ATP-citrate synthase alpha chain protein 2
Biological process (GO): succinyl-CoA metabolic process; tricarboxylic acid cycle
Cellular component (GO): succinate-CoA ligase complex
Molecular function (GO): succinate-CoA ligase (ADP-forming) activity
Source: RefSeq, a predicted model, not a curated record